AUGUUGUAUGAGUUGCAUGAUGACAAAGACAAUCCAGGGGAGGCGCGGGCGGCCCCUUUUAGCGUGGAAGCGGUGCCGGACUGUGUGCGCAACAUGCAGUACAACGUUCGUGGUAAGGUGUUAGAUCGUGCCUACGAAAUAGAGAAGUCAAUCAAGGACUUCAAGUUUGAUCAAUUGUUGCGGUUGCACAUUGGUAAUCCGCACGCGGUGGGGCAGCCGGCGUUGACUUACAUUCGGGAGGUAGUAUCGUUGAUAACAUGUCCCAAGUUGAUGGACAAUCGUGUGGAGCAUGCGUUGUUACAAGUGUAUCACAGUGAUAGCUUGCAUCGGGCAAGGGCAUACCGGCGUGCAAUGGGUGACCCGGGGGCUUACACAUUCGCAGGGGGCGAGAUGUUUGCGAGAAGAGAUAUCUGGAUUCUUUGA
Molecule: messenger RNA, 423 nt
Organism: Gregarina niphandrodes
Lineage: Eukaryota; Apicomplexa; Conoidasida; Eugregarinorida; Gregarinidae
Product: putative alanine aminotransferase
Exons: 2
Coding region: 1-423 (140 amino acids)
Molecular function (GO): L-alanine:2-oxoglutarate transaminase activity
Source: RefSeq, a predicted model, not a curated record